AUGAUGCACCACAUGAAGCAGGAGUUCGAUAAGAAUGCUGCCCUAGUCUGUGAUGUGGCAGCUUACAAUGCUGCUAUUAGAAAUUUCUGUAUUGCAAAGAGGAUUGGGGAUGCCUAUGGUUUGAUGAAUGAGAUGGUAAAGAAGGGGUUGAGCCCAAAUGCAACUACUUAUAAUAUUUUGUUGAGGACAUUUUAUUGGUGGAAUGAUUUGAUAAGUUCAUGGAACUUGUACCUGAGAAUGAGGGAAACAGGGUGUCUACCAAACACUCAAUCUUGUAUGUUUUUGAUCAGGUUGUUGAGAAGGCACGAGAAGGUUGAAAUGGCACUUGAGCUAUGGAAUGAUAUGGUGGAGAUGGGGUUUGGCUCUUAUAUAUUGGUCUCUGACGUUUUGUUUGAUUUGCUUUGUGACAUGGGGAAGUUGGAUGAGGCUGAGAGGUCUUUCUUGCAGAUGGUGGAGAAAGGGCAAAAACCAAGUAAUGUUUCAUUUAGGAGGAUUAAGGUGCUUAUGGAAUUGGCUAAUAGGCAGGAUGCUCUUCGUAAUUUGUCAGAGAAGAUGGCUCUUUUUGGCGGAUCUAUUAAACUUGCUGGGAGUGAAGAGAGUGACUUGGAAACAUCAGGCUCCAUGACUUGCUGA
Messenger RNA from Coffea arabica (coffee), 633 nucleotides. The record is from RefSeq and is a predicted model, not a curated record. Lineage: Eukaryota; Viridiplantae; Streptophyta; Magnoliopsida; Gentianales; Rubiaceae.